AUGGAGCAUGUGCUCUAUAUGGAGCAUGUGUUGGCGCUGUACAACAUCCCCUGCCAGCGAUUGUCCAAGCACGACAUGCCUGGGAAACUACGACAAUGCUCGUGUCAGGCCUGAGGCAAACAUAUGCUGGAUAUUUUCGAGCUCGACAUUCUUGAGCUCGACCUUCAACAAUACGCUGUGAGGCUUGAUGCUACUUCUCCAGCAUAUGCUCUGCAUGGAGCGUAUGCCCCCCUCUAUAUGGAGCAUGUGUUGGCGCUGUACAACAUCUUGCUGCCAGCGCUGGUGUGGAGACACGAUCUUGGAAAUCACAACAACGCCUGCCCGUGUCAGGCCCGAGGCACACAUAGCCAGCGCGUUUCGACAACCACAGCGCGACUGGUUGGCCCACUAUGACCUGCACUGAAGGAGAGAGGAUUCCGGAUAGCCCAAACAAACUGCAAUGGGUCCAAAUGGAUGGUGAAUUGAUGUACGAGGCCCCACGAGAACCUUUCACCUGCGCAGGCAACCCUCCCUUCGGAUUCACCCGCCCUUCAGAUAACGCCGUUCAACACUUGAGGAAAGUGGCCCCACCAGAGUCUGAGGGAAGAGUACAAUGGGACUAUAAAUGCAUGCGCUCUGCACUCCCGACUUUGUUUGAGAAUGACAAAAUCCCCUCCUUUACCGUGGAUAGAACACACCUGCAAAGACUAAGCGAAGACGGGGAGUACACGUACGCGGUCUCGACUCAGUUCUACGCCCUCAGGUUGAUAAUCCUGAUUGAGCACGGUCUCAACAUCGGCCAACCCGUUGGUUACCCUUUUUGGAUUGGUCCAAGAUCCCUUGGCGCAGACUUAACGCAAGCUAAAGCCCCUGGUGAAGGGCUUGGUUAUAGAACACCUGUAAGUUCGAUUGGCAACGUAUUUCCUGUCCAGACUUCAAUGCUCAUAUUCUCUCCUGUUUGUUUACCAAUGACGGUUCCUAGGACGUUAAUCAUGAAGCGAGAUGAACCCAACCCUGAGAUUGGACGACAGCUUGGUGUUGCACUUCGAACUCUGGAAAAAAGAGGUGCGGUUGACCUUGGACCCUUGGCGGCGGCAUACCGCAUAUACCGUGGCGAGUCAGUCAGUUCGAUGUCGGAGGAAGACUCGGCAGAAUUCAUCCUCUGGCUUUUCCACAACAUGGAUCCACAAGCAUUGGGACAGACGGCAGAAACACCCAAGAAAAGUGUCCCAAACCCAAGAAGAGUGGCCGCGACCAAAACCGGCGACCAGUUUGUUUAUGACUCGAUGUGGCGGCAGAGAACGAUUGCUGCAAACGAGGCUAUGUGGCGAGCUGGAAGACAAAUGUUCGGCCAACACAGUCAGCAACCAAAGGUGUCUAAACGUUUGGGGGCGGACUAGGUAGGAUAUAGGUUCCUGGCCUUAGACCCUGUCGGCACACGGCAUAGGAGCCAUUCGCUCAUGAUUCCCGGACAGUUGUCGCCGGCGUAUGUCCCAACUCUCAACGUCACGAGGGAGAGACCCCCAGCAGCAGAACUGGAGCAACU
Messenger RNA from Fimicolochytrium jonesii, 1525 nucleotides. RefSeq lists its product as uncharacterized. NCBI's taxonomy places the organism in Eukaryota, Fungi, Chytridiomycota, Chytridiomycetes, Spizellomycetales, Powellomycetaceae. The transcript has a single exon. The coding region runs from base 390 to 1379 and encodes 329 amino acids. The record is from RefSeq and is a predicted model, not a curated record.